CACAGGUGGGCAAUCGCGAAACAGGCAGUGGUGAUAGCGUAUCGAACAGGAUCUUAUCUACACUAUUAAACGAACUGGAUGGGCUGGAGGACACUGGCCAUGUGGUGUGUAUAGCGGCGACAAACAGACCCGAGAUGAUAGAUGCUGCGCUUUUAAGGCCUGGCCGAUUGGGAAACCUGAUCUACGUGCCACCCCCGUCUGAAGCUGCGCGUGUAGAGAUAUUGCGAAUACAUACACAAGACAUGCAGCUGAGUGCAGACGUAUCUCUUGCCCACUUAGCCGAGCUAACGCCGGGGUUUACUGGCGCAGAUAUUGAAGGAUUAUGUCGAGAAGCCGCAUUGACGGCGCUGAGAGAAAAUAUCGAUGCGACGCAAGUGACUCUACCGCACUUCGUGGACGUGCUUCCGUUGUUUUCGGGUAAUCUCCAGGACACCGCCAUGUACGAAGCCUUCGCAGGGUAGUAUGUAUGACCUAUAAAUAGAUUUGUAAUUAGCAUUGUUCAGCGAUUCAGCAUUGGAACACAAAAAUAAUUUGUUGUCCAUCCUUAAUAUUAAAGAUUCAAACCUCUUGAUAUUGUCGGUAUAUAC
This is a messenger RNA of Sphaeroforma arctica JP610, 587 nucleotides long. RefSeq lists its product as hypothetical. The transcript is spliced from 4 exons. The record is from RefSeq and is a predicted model, not a curated record. Lineage: Eukaryota; Ichthyosporea; Ichthyophonida. Gene Ontology annotation, molecular function: ATP binding; ATP hydrolysis activity. The annotation marks the transcript as partial.